This is a messenger RNA of Astyanax mexicanus (Mexican tetra), 5220 nucleotides long. RefSeq names its product signal transducer and activator of transcription 3 (acute-phase response factor) (gene stat3). The transcript is spliced from 24 exons. Bases 217 to 2583 code for a protein of 788 amino acids. Gene Ontology annotation, biological process: defense response; regulation of transcription by RNA polymerase II; growth hormone receptor signaling pathway via JAK-STAT. The record is from RefSeq and is a predicted model, not a curated record. Gene Ontology annotation, molecular function: RNA polymerase II cis-regulatory region sequence-specific DNA binding; DNA-binding transcription factor activity, RNA polymerase II-specific. NCBI's taxonomy places the organism in Eukaryota, Metazoa, Chordata, Actinopteri, Characiformes, Acestrorhamphidae.
CCCUCCUUCAAGCCAGACCUCUCUGGACUUACAUUUUUCAGGCUGUUUCCAUAAAGUUAGGAUAAGAGUGGUCGUUGAGGGAGUCUGGUAUAGCGUUUUAUUCGAUAUUUACACGCUUUGGAAGCAGUUUUGGUUGCCUAAUUCACUCAUCGGCGGGUCGAAGACUUUUGCCACCCUUUUUUCUGAAUUUGCGAAGCACGGAUACAGAGGGUCACCAUGGCCCAGUGGAACCAGUUGCAGCAGCUGGAGACGCGCUACCUGGAACAGCUGUACCAUUUGUACAGUGACAGCUUCCCCAUGGAGCUGCGCCAGUUUCUAGCUCCCUGGAUCGAAAGUCAAGACUGGGCAUAUGCAGCCAAUAAGGAGUCCCACGCCACCCUGGUGUUUCACAACCUGCUGGGAGAGAUCGACCAGCAGUACAGCCGCUUCCUGCAGGAGAACAACGUUCUGUACCAGCACAACCUGAGACGGAUCAAACAGCACCUGCAGAGCAAGUACCUGGAGAAGCCCAUGGAGAUCGCCCGCAUCGUAGCCCGCUGUCUGUGGGAGGAGCAGAGACUACUGCAGACGGCCACCACCGCUCAGCAAGACGGUCAAGCUGCCCAUCCCACAGGCACUGUCGUAACAGAGAAACAGCAAAUCCUGGAGCACAACCUGCAGGACAUCAGGAAGAGAGUGCAGGAUAUGGAACAGAAGAUGAAGAUGUUAGAGAACUUACAGGAUGACUUUGACUUCAACUACAAGACUCUGAAGAGUGCUGGAGAGCUAUCUCAGGACCUGAAUGGGAACAGCCAGGCUGCAGCUACUAGACAGAAGAUGGCUCAGCUGGAGCAGAUGCUGAGUGCCCUGGAUCAACUCAGGAGGCAAAUCGUGACUGAGUUGGCUGCGCUGCUGCAGGCCAUGGAUUUUGUGCAGAAGAAUCUGACGGAUGAAGAGCUGGCUGACUGGAAGAGAAGACAGCAGAUCGCCUGCAUUGGAGGACCGCCAAACAUCUGCCUGGACCGGCUAGAGACAUGGAUCACCUCAUUGGCCGAGUCUCAACUGCAGAUCAGGCAGCAAAUAAAGAAGCUAGAAGAGCUUCAGCAGAAAGUCUCGUAUAAAGGGGACCCCAUCGUUCAGCACCGCCCUGCCCUGGAGGAGAAGAUCGUAGACUUGUUCCGCAACCUCAUGAAGAGUGCGUUUGUGGUGGAGAGGCAGCCGUGCAUGCCCAUGCACCCAGACAGACCUCUGGUCAUCAAGACAGGAGUCCAGUUCACCAACAAAGUGAGGCUACUGGUGAAAUUUCCAGAGCUGAAUUAUCAGCUGAAAAUCAAAGUGUGCAUUGACAAGGAAUCCGGGGAUGUGGCAGCCAUUCGAGGGUCACGCAAGUUCAACAUCCUGGGCACUAACACUAAGGUGAUGAACAUGGAGGAGUCCAAUAAUGGCAGCCUGUCAGCUGAAUUCAAACACCUGACUCUUCGAGAACAGAGGUGUGGCAAUGGAGGACGGACCAACAGUGAUGCCUCGCUUAUUGUGACUGAGGAGCUUCAUCUUAUCACCUUUGAGACGGAGGUUUACCACCAGGGCCUCAAGAUUGACCUUGAGACACACUCGCUCCCUGUUGUAGUCAUUUCCAACAUCUGUCAGAUGCCAAACGCAUGGGCCUCCAUUUUGUGGUACAACAUGCUGACCAACCACCCCAAGAACGUAAAUUUCUUCACCAAGCCUCCUGUGGGCACGUGGGAUCAAGUGGCUGAAGUGCUGAGCUGGCAGUUCUCCUCCACAACCAAGAGAGGCCUGACCAUUGAGCAACUCACCACACUUGCAGAGAAACUGCUUGGUCCUUCCGUCAACUACUCCGGUUGCCAGAUCACCUGGGCUAAGUUUUGCAAAGAGAACAUGGCAGGGAAAGGUUUUUCGUUCUGGGUGUGGUUGGAUAACAUCAUUGAUCUGGUGAAGAAGUAUAUUCUGGCUCUGUGGAACGAGGGCUAUAUUAUGGGAUUCAUCAGUAAGGAGAGAGAAAGGGCAAUCCUGAGCCCAAAGCCUCCUGGGACGUUUCUGCUACGCUUCAGUGAGAGCAGUAAGGAGGGAGGCAUCACGUUCACCUGGGUGGAGAAAGACAUCAGUGGUAAGACACAGAUCCAGUCGGUGGAGCCCUACACUAAGCAGCAGUUGAACAGCAUGUCCUUCGCCGAGAUCAUCAUGGGCUAUAAGAUCAUGGACGCCACCAACAUCCUGGUCUCUCCGCUGGUCUACCUUUUCCCCGAGAUCCCCAAAGAGGACGCCUUCGGCAAGUACUGCCGGCCCGAGGCCCAGCCCGACGUAGACUUCCAAGAGCCUGGGUGUGCCAUUCAGCCAUAUCUGAAGACCAAGUUUAUCUGCGUCACCCCGUGUCCUUCUGUCUUCAUGGACUUCCCGGACAGUGAACUGCUGGGGAACGGCUUCCCUGGGACUAACUCAGGCAACACGAGUGACCUGUUCCCCAUGUCUCCUCGCACUCUCGACUCACUGAUGCACACCGAAGUUCAGGAGGCCAACCCGGGACCUCUCGAAUCCCUCACUCUGGAUAUGGAAUUGAACUCAGAUGUGGCUUCACCCAUGUGAGACCAGCAGCCUCGGACACGACCUGCUGCCCUCUGACUUAGCUUUUCACUUCUAGAUGUUUCUAGAAAACCUUUUGGAGAGAGAUUGAUUUUCUUGUACAUACGAUUGCGCUUAGAUAAGUGCUCCACCCCCCGAUCCUUUAUUCAUUUUCCAUAGCUGAUAGCUGAAGAUAAUGUAGUAAUCGUGAUGCUUUACUCAUGUUCAAGAAUUACAGAUGUUGAAAUGCUGAGUUGCUUUGAUGUGAAUGUUCACUGAUAUGAACAUAUGUUAAAAACAAAAAACAUGCAUUUUGUUAAACAUGCAUUUUUUUUUUUUUGCUCGAGGUUGCUAAGUUACCAUUUGCACAAACAUAGCAAAAUAGCCUGUUGAUUUUUGUUUUAUUUUACUUUAUAUUUUUUUGUUUGUUUUUAGUUUGCUUGUACCAUAAAUCAUCCAGCAAAGAUAGAUGUUCUAAAGUCAGGUGACCCAAUCAGGAACUAAUGAGAAACGUUUAGCCUACGAACUCAAACCAUUAUUGAAUAUUAUUGAAUAUCAUUUUUUUUUUUACAUAUUCUUUUCGUUCAUUAUUUUGUGUGGCUGUCUUCAGGAAGUUGAAACGGUUUAUAUUUUAAAGACUGUAUUAAGCUGUAUGUCCACGUUGCUCUUGUGAAAUAGGUUUGUUUGAUGUCUAAGCUAGAGUUGUAUGUGUUAUGAUGAGAAGUUUGUUGGAGAAUAAGUGACGCCAUUUGAGCUGUUGUAUUAUAUCUGCACGUUUAUAUAUUUGUUUUUCUGAUUCUUUCUUUGUCUUUGUCUGUUGGUUCUCUUUGUAUACUCGUAUUUUCAGUGGCUUUUGCUGUUUUUUGUGUUUUCUGGUGAUGAGAGAAAAAUUUGAAAUGGGCAUGAGCAAAGUGUACACCAUUUUUUAUCAUUUAUAUAGCAUACUGUAGCAGUCAUGCAAAAAAUAGCCACUUUACUCUUUAAUAAAAUAAAAAAAAAAUCUAAGAUUUGGACACUGUGCAGAUUUGAAUUGUGUCUAAAAAUGUAGGUGUCAUGCAACAGAUUCAAUAUGUAACAUCAGUAAUGUUGUAACCAGAAUUACCAGAAUAGCUUUAAAAUUAACUCAAAACAUUAAUAUAUCAAUUAUAUAUUAAUUUUGACUUAAGAUCCGAAUUUCAGUCCAAUACUAUUAAGGCGUACUCAGGGUAUUACUAAAUAAAUCAGAUUUUAGUCAUCUUACAUUGCAGUUUCUAUUUCAUUUAGGUAGAGCAGGGUUAUAAUGUUGGUAUUUUACCGUUUUACUGUUAAAAAAAAACAUUUUAUCACGAUAAAGACUAUAUCGUCAGUAAUUUGACAAACAUUGAUCAACUCCAUGAUUUGUUGCUGUUGGUAACACUUCUAAAACCUUUAAAACUAUGUUUCAAAUGAUUCCUUAAAUGAUGCCAUAAAAGAACUACUUUUAAUUUCUGAAUAUAACAAAAUUUGGCUUCAUUUAUGAAAUCCUUCUUGCGACAAUUCAGUUAGAACUUUUGUCACAAGUUCUAGAAUUGUGAGGGUUCUGGGUGGUCCAGCAGACUAUGAUCAGGAGAUUGCUGGUUAAAUCCCAUUCGAAUCCUGGUCAUACAGCUUGCCAUCAGCUGCCAGAGCCCUGAGAGAGCACAAUUGGCCUUGUUCUCUCUGGGUGGGUAGAUGACGCUCUUUCCCCACAUUAUUCCAAAAGGGUGAUGUUGAUCAGCGCAAGGCAUCUGUGAGCUGAUGUAUCGGAGCCGAGUCGCUGCGCUUUCCUCCAAGCGCUAUGAUGCUACUCGGCAAUGACACAUAGUCUCAGAACAAACCAGAUGGAGCGAGAGAAAUAGAGAGGGAAACGGAGGAAUGGAGGGAGGCGGGGUUUGAGCCACUGUUAAAUGUCAUUUCUCCCAAAUUAAUCUCAUCUGCUUUUCAUGUGAUGAAAUGGCGCCAGUAAUUACAUGUCCAUCUCUGUGUGACUGCCUGCCUUUAGCAGCCGCAGCAGCCGCUCUGCAGUAAAGGUUACCCAAAGGAAUGAAAGAGUUUGGGUGGACGAGGGGGGGGGUGGUGAUGUGUGAGGAGGAAAGAAAGGAUGAACAGAGAGACAGAGUGAGAAAGAGCCUCAGUGCAGAAGAUAGAACGAUGACCUUUGUCUUCAGGAUUUUUCCACACGUAAAGAUCUUCUUUCCCUUCAUGUCGGCAGUAAUGUUGCUAUAUUCUGUAAUUUUGUAUUUUUGCACUUUUUAUGUCAUUUUGUUAAGUCAUAAAAAAGUUCCAGAUUGCUAUUUGUAUUUGCAUAUGUUUUUAUCCCUUUUUGGCAGUUGGGUCAGCGUACAUCUACAUUUUUUUUUGUUGUUGUCACGGUUUUACUGUUUGGAUGAAUUUUGAUGCAUUUACAUGUAUAAUCAUUACUUUUCAUUAGCUUAUUUUCCUCAUAAAUGCCUGUACUAGUUCUAGCUCUUAUUUUUAAUAUUUAAAAAUGUUCUUCUAUAGUCUGACUGCCAUCAGAGGCAACUUCAUUACCCUCUGCUCCUCGGUCUUCAGUGCAGCAUCAUGGUUGUUGCAGUUCAUGUGUUGUAAAUGUCAGUCUCAGCAGGCUCUCUGUACAGUAGCUGAAUUCCUUCACUCUUCAUUUGAAUUAAAUAAGGAAUACUC